GAAAACCGUGGUGUGUCCCAUCAUCGACGUGAUCAGCGACGACACCUUCGAGUACAUGGCGGGCUCGGACAUGACCUACGGGGGCUUCAACUGGAAGCUGAAUUUCCGCUGGUACCCCGUGCCCCAGAGGGAGAUGGAGCGCAGGAAGGGCGACAGGACCCUGCCCGUCAGGACCCCAACUAUGGCUGGUGGCCUGUUUUCUAUUGACAGGAGCUACUUUGAAGAGAUAGGAACUUACGAUGCAGGAAUGGAUAUCUGGGGUGGCGAGAAUCUUGAAAUGUCCUUUAGGGUAAUUCCUCUUUUCCUUCCUUUUCUUUUCCCCCACCAAAAAAAUAACCCCCAUUUGUGCUGUCAUUCCUUCAGGGAGCUCCUGCUUUAGCUGGCCUGCAAGUCAUGAUUUGUCAUUGUUUAAUAAAUAAUUAAAAGAUGGAAUUUUUGAAAUUUUGGGGGAACCUCGUUGGGGUGUUUUGGGAUUUUUUUGCUGCGUGGAAUAUUUUAAUAUUGAGGGUUUUAUCCUUCCAAAAUUCCAUAUAAUUUAGUCAUUCCUUCAUGGAAGAAACGAGGUGCCCAGUGGAAACUUGAUAUGAAUUUAUGUUAAAAAAUUUUAGGGAAAAAAAUUAAGUUUUUAGGGAACAGAUUUUUCCAGGGAGCACCAGCUGGGAAUUUGAAAGCUUUCCCAGGCCAUUCCUCUGAACUUUAAUUGUUCCCUUUGCAGGAAAAUCAAAGGGUUCAGUUCCCCUCCUGAGCCUGGAUGCUUCCAGUGAGGAGAUUCCCACAUUUUUGGCUGCUUUAAAUCCUAAAAUUCCUCCUGGGGUGUUCCAAGGAACAGGAAUUCUUUUCUGUGGUUUUCCAUGUUCUGCAGGAGAUCCCUGGAGUGCCAGGCACUGUUAAACCAUUCCAAAUGUGCCCUUCCACCCUAAACCAGUGAAUUAAUGGGGUCAGGGGUAGGGAAUAAAUUGGGAUACUGCCGUGGGAAAUUCAGGGAAUCACCUGGUGCUGUUUAUUGGGAUUAAUUAGAGCCUCUGGAAGGAAAGCCAACUGAAAAUCCGGGAAUAUUAUGUGAGACUUUAUCAGGGACAUCAAAUCCCAGCUGAGGGAACAAAUCCAUGGGAAAUGGAGGGCCAGGAGAGCUGAAGGAUCAGGGAGGUUCCUCCAGCUCCAGAGCUGCCUUUUUCCCGUGGGAUUUGGGAAUUUCUCUUGUCAGGAAAACUCUGGGAGCAAUUCCUGCUGUGGGAUGGGAGUGAGGCACAGGAGUGUUCCUGUUCUUACACCCAGGAUUUUAUCCCAAAGGCUGGGAGGAGAUUUGGGACUGGUUCAGAAUAAUAAAAAUAAAUCCCAAAAAUUGAAAUCCCAAAAAAUAAACCCUCCCCCCCAUAUUCUGUGAAUUCCUGAAUCCUCAUAAAUGUUAUCCAGUGCCUUUGCUUUCCCUGGAUCGCGUCUGUCUCAUCUGCUCCCAGCUCCAACAUUAUCCCAAAGAAUCAUUGAAAGGAUUUCCAGCUUUUUUGCUCUCAGGGCCAUUUCCAGGAGGAGCAUCCAUGGGCUAUAAUUUGAUUAUUUUGGGAAAAUCCAUGUUUUUUUCUUUUAGCUGCUUCUUGUUGGUGAUGGGUCUUUAAUGACUCCUGUUAGGAAU
This is a messenger RNA of Zonotrichia albicollis (white-throated sparrow), 1630 nucleotides long. NCBI's taxonomy places the organism in Eukaryota, Metazoa, Chordata, Aves, Passeriformes, Passerellidae. The record is from RefSeq and is a predicted model, not a curated record.